Messenger RNA from Microthlaspi erraticum, 1131 nucleotides. Lineage: Eukaryota; Viridiplantae; Streptophyta; Magnoliopsida; Brassicales; Brassicaceae. The record is from the annotation of a GenBank genome assembly.
AUGCCGGGGGAACAAACCGGAGAAACUCCGACGAUAGCCGGUGUUGGCGGCGGAGGAGGUGGUUGUAGCGCCGGGAAUAGUGGCGGAAGCAGUGGAUGUGGAGGAGGGGGUGGUGGUGGAGGCGGAGGUGGUGGUGGAGGAGGAGAUUCGCAGAGGUCAAUUCCGACGCCGUUUUUAACCAAAACUUACCAGCUAGUGGAUGAUCCGGUUUACGACGAUUUGAUUUCAUGGAACGAAGAUGGUUCAACAUUCAUCGUGUGGAGACCAGCCGAGUUCGCUAGAGAUCUUCUUCCGAAAUACUUCAAACACAACAAUUUCUCCAGUUUUGUUCGUCAGCUCAACACUUACGGAUUUCGAAAAGUAGUUCCGGAUCGUUGGGAGUUUUCUAACGACUGUUUUCGGCGAGGUGAAAAGAUUCUGCUUCGGGACAUUCAACGCCGGAAAAUCUCUCAGCCGGCAAUGGCCGCCGCAGCCGCAGCUGCAGCGGCGGCGGUAGCGGCUUCAGCUGUUACAGUUGCAGCGGUUCCGGCUGUAGCACACGCUGUCUCUCCGUCGAACUCCGGAGACGAGCAGGUGAUUUCGUCUAACUCGUCACCAGCGGCUGCAGCUGCUAUGACUACUAGUGGAGGAGCCGUUGGUGUUGUUCUUCAGAGGACGACGAGCUGCACCACUACGCCGGAGCUGAUCGAGGAGAACGAGCGGUUGAGGAAAGAGAAUGUACAGUUGAGUCAAGAGCUGACAAAGCUUAAAGGAUUGUAUGCGAACAUCUACACGCUCAUGGCGAAUUUCACGUCCGGUCAAGCGGAGUGUGCGAGUUUGUUACCGGAAGGGAAACCGUUGGAUCUUUUACCGGAGAGACAAGAGAUGACUGAAGAAGCCAUUGCCAUGGCUUCUAGAAUAGAAACAGGGAUUGGUUUGAAGCUGGACGAGGAUUUGACUCCGAGGUUGUUUGGGGUUUCUAUAGGGGUGAAGCGAGCUAGAAGAGACGAAGAGUUGGGUGCUGGGGAGGAAGAAGAUGAUGAGAGACGAGAAGCGAGUAACCGAGAGGGCUCUGAUGUUAAGUCGGAGCCGAUGGAGGAGGACAAUAACUCCGGUAACCACGACGGGGCAUGGCUCGAACUCGGAAAAUGA